This is a messenger RNA of Synchiropus splendidus (mandarinfish), 623 nucleotides long. RefSeq names its product proteasome (prosome, macropain) assembly chaperone 3 (gene psmg3). Gene Ontology annotation, biological process: proteasome assembly. Bases 151 to 522 code for a protein of 123 amino acids. The transcript has 3 exons. Lineage: Eukaryota; Metazoa; Chordata; Actinopteri; Syngnathiformes; Callionymidae. The record is from RefSeq and is a predicted model, not a curated record.
UUACGUCAUGACGCAAGCGCUGUCUCGCAAAAAUUCAAACACAUUGAAAGUGAAACGAACCUCGUACCUUCAUUGCGCCUUUCCUGCUUUGAAUCGCAAUUGAAGUGGCGGACUGUGAAGCGGAGUCGUCUCUAUUUAGAGUUUGGCAAAAUGUCUGCCGCUGAGCCCAUCAUCAGGUCGAAACAAGCCGUGAAAGAAAUCAAUGGGGUUUCAACACAGUUCGUCUGUACAGAGUUCAGUAAUUACAUAUUUGUAGUUCUAACUCAGUACGGAAAAAUCGGCACUCUGAUAUCCAUCACUCCUGACUCCAGAAGUAGUGAUGUCAGCAUCCCAGCGUUCUCCACAAGGGUGUUACUGGGGAAAGAUGAGCCACUCACACACGUCUGCGCCAAGAAUCUCGCAACGUUCGUGUCCCAAGAAGCAGGAAACAGACCGGUGCUAUUAGGACUGGCCCUCAAAGAUUCUUCAAUAGACUCAAUCAAGGAAAUGAAAGAGGUCCUCAAAACCUGUAAAGUCUGGUAGUACUUCCACUUUAAACCAGAUGAUUCUUUACAUCACAGUACUGAAUGACACUUUUGUAUCUUAGCACUGUUUUAAUGCUGUAUCGUAAAAUAAAAAUGUGU